CGAGCCCGGAGCGGCGGCGCCGAGCGACAGGCAGCAGCCGCGGCCGCGCCCUUGCCCGAGCCGGUGCGCCCAGCCCCGCUCCGCCCGCGCCCGCCGGGGCUGCCGAGGAUGGAGGAUUCCCCGGAGACGUCGCCGUCCUCCAACAACUCCUCGGAGGAGCUCAGCUCUGCCCUGCAGCUGUCCAAGGGCAUGUCGAUCUUCCUCGACAUACUGAGGAGAGCAGACAAAAAUGAUGAUGGAAAAUUAUCCUUUGAAGAAUUCAAAGCGUAUUUUGCAGAUGGUGUUCUCAGUGGAGAAGAAUUACACGAGCUCUUCCAUACCAUCGAUACGCAUAAUACUAACAAUCUUGACACAGAAGAACUAUGUGAAUAUUUUUCUCAGCACUUGGGCGAGUAUGAGAAUGUCCUAGCAGCACUUGAAGACCUAAAUCUUUCCAUCCUGAAGGCAAUGGGCAAAACAAAGAAAGACUACCAAGAAGCCUCCAAUUUGGAACAAUUUGUAACUCGAUUUUUGUUGAAGGAGACCUUGAAUCAGCUGCAAUCUCUCCAGAAUUCCCUGGAAUGUGCCAUGGAAACUACUGAGGAGCAAACCCGUCAAGAAAGGCAAGGGCCGACCAAGCCAGAAGUCCUGUCGAUUCAAUGGCCUGGGAAGCGAUCGAGCCGCAGGGUCCAGAGACACAACAGCUUUUCUCCUAACAGCCCUCAGUUUAAUGUCAGCGGUCCAGGCUUAUUAGAAGAAGACAACCAGUGGAUGACCCAGAUAAAUAGACUCCAGAAGUUAAUUGAUAGACUGGAAAAGAAGGAUCUCAAACUUGAACCAUUGGAAGAAGAAGUUAUUGAAGGGAAUACUAAAUCUCACAUCAUGCUUGUGCAGCGCCAGAUGUCUGUGAUAGAAGAGGAUUUGGAAGAAUUCCAACUUGCUCUGAAGCACUACGUGGAAAGCGCUUCCUCCCAAAGUGGAUGCUUGCGUAUUUCUAUACAGAAGCUUUCGAAUGAAUCUCGCUACAUGAUUUAUGAGUUCUGGGAAAAUAGUAGUGUGUGGAAUAGCCACCUUCAGACAAAUUAUAGCAAGACAUUCCAAAGAAGUAACGUGGACUUCUUGGAAACUCCAGAACUCACAUCCACCAUGCUAGUUCCUGCUUCAUGGUGGAUCCUGAACAACAACUAGAUGUUACUAGACACUUUCUUAUGGUUACAAGUGUAAAACAAGUGUUCUUACCUAAAAUGUCAAUUAGAAUAUUCUCUGUGGUUGUUAAUCUACUGUAUACUUUCGUUUAAUAUAUUUGCUCUAAGUGCACUCUUUUAAAAUGUAUUCUAUAACUUUAUCAUUCAUGUGAAUUUUAGCUAAAUUUUCCAAGUUCAGUAUUCUCAAUAUUUGAUGCUAAAUGCUUUGCUACAUUGUAACCACUUAAAACCAUUUAGUGACAAAAUCCUAAUAUGUGAGAAAAAGCAUAUACAUAAAGGAAUGAUAUUGUGAAAAAGCAUAUCAAGUCUUUGGGAACUUCUAGAGCAUUACUUCAUAGGACAGAUUUUUAGACUGUUACAUACUAUACAAAGGGUUAAAUCAGCGUUUUGUGAUUUUUAAGUAACAGAUUUUCUGUGAGUGAAGCUUAUUCUUCAAUAAUGUCUACUUCAUCCCCAACUCAUGGUCCUGUGACUAGUUUCUUUACAUUACCUAAAAAGUUAGUACAUAGGCACAAAACAACCUUGUAACCUAUAGAAUCUUUAUCCAUCUGUCAGAUUAUAAACUGGUUUUUCACAAGUGAACAAUUCUGUGAUAAGUUACAGUACCAUUUAAUAAUGUAUCAUUUAUUAUAUAAUGGUGAUAUAGCACCACUGUAUCAUUUAUUAGCAUCUUAAUUCCCUGUAUGUAAGUUAAACAUAUC
Molecule: messenger RNA, 1885 nt
Organism: Lemur catta (Ring-tailed lemur)
Lineage: Eukaryota; Metazoa; Chordata; Mammalia; Primates; Lemuridae
Gene: NECAB1
Product: N-terminal EF-hand calcium binding protein 1
Exons: 13
Coding region: 109-1167 (352 amino acids)
Biological process (GO): regulation of amyloid precursor protein biosynthetic process
Cellular component (GO): cytoplasm
Molecular function (GO): calcium ion binding
Source: RefSeq, a predicted model, not a curated record